Molecule: messenger RNA, 1344 nt
Organism: Clarias gariepinus (North African catfish)
Lineage: Eukaryota; Metazoa; Chordata; Actinopteri; Siluriformes; Clariidae
Gene: mrpl10
Product: mitochondrial ribosomal protein L10
Exons: 5
Coding region: 99-866 (255 amino acids)
Biological process (GO): translation
Cellular component (GO): mitochondrial large ribosomal subunit
Molecular function (GO): structural constituent of ribosome
Source: RefSeq, a predicted model, not a curated record
GAACCUCACAACGCAAUUGCAAUGUUUUGAACCUCAGCUGGUCCUCAGCGGAACUGCACGCAGCGUGUGACGUCACUCAACGUCACAUCCGGUGCAAGAUGGCAGCGACCUUGUGUGGCAGGAUUGUUACAAAAACAGGAUGUCUGCCCUUGUUUCAGAGUGUGCGUCAUGGCUCCAAAGCUGUAACCCGCCACAGAAAGCCCAUGCACUUCCUGAAGCAGAAGUUGAUGGCUGUUACAGAAUACAUUCCCCCGAAACCUGCUGCUCCUCCUGGAGCUCUCGGUCAACGCACCCAGAAGACUAAGGAGCAAAGUGGCCUUGCGAAACUGUUAGAGAGAGAUUUGGAGACGGUCUUCAGUGAGUGUAAAAUGAUUGCUGUGCUUCAAAACAAUGCCACCAAUGCUGAAGACAUGUUGCUGCUGAAGCACAGACUUAAAAAACAUGACAUUACUGUCCAAUUUUUCCCCAAUCAGGUAGUAAGAUCCUUUCUUUCUGGCAGUCAAUAUCGUAACAUGCAACCUCUGUUUAUUGGACAAACUGUGAUGUUUGUCAGCAAAGAGCCAAAAGUGAAGGAAAUGUUGCAAGUGUUAAGGAGUAGUCCUCAGAUGUUGCUUUUGGGUGCCUGUAUUGAGAACACACUACUCUCACGAGAAGGGAUCCUUAACUACUCCAAACUGCCGUCCAUGCGUACUGUCCAUGGUGAACUGGUUGGAGGCUUGACCUUGAUGACGUCACAAACUGUUUCAAUGCUGCAACAGCACCCUGCGUAUCUCUCGGUUCUUCUCCAGCAGCAUAUUAAGCAGCAGCAGCCUGCAGAUAAUACUGAGCUCAAGGCUGUGCCUAAAACUGGAGAAACAACAGCCUAAAUUAAUUUAUGUCUCUUCAGAAGCUGAAAGCAAUUUUAUAUCCAUUAGUAUGAACUUUGUGUGGACUCAAAAAAAACAUUGCUAUUGUAUUGACCUAAAUAUGUCAUGUACUUUAUUUAUGGUCUUGAAUCCACAUUAAGAGAUGUUGCAAGAUGGCAGGUUUAUUAUUGAAGGCACCAUUUACAGUCACCUGGUUCUUUUAUUAUACAAAACUAUAUAAUUGUCUAAUUGCAUAUCACACACAGCAAUUUUUUUUAUUGGUAAUAGUGAAAUAUUUGAGUAAUAGAAAUAUGACUGUUGUUUGGAAGAAGCAUAUUGUCUGGUCAACCAGACAUAAUACAUCCAGUCUUGUGGAUUCUGUUAUUAUUUUGUAAAUUAUCUUAUAUUUCUGCCACAUUACACAUCUACUGUAUAGUGCACUCUAAAAUUUCUAGCAUCCUUUAUGAUUUUUUUAAAAUAAAGAUGUCAAGGAAUAAUA